Messenger RNA from Parathielavia appendiculata, 1133 nucleotides. RefSeq lists its product as uncharacterized. The transcript has a single exon. Bases 124 to 759 code for a protein of 211 amino acids. Lineage: Eukaryota; Fungi; Ascomycota; Sordariomycetes; Sordariales; Chaetomiaceae. The record is from RefSeq and is a predicted model, not a curated record.
CGGCUGGACUCUCUCAGCCAUUGAAGCGUACAUCAGCUCUACGCCCUUUGCCAUUGCCGCGAUCCAAGAGUUGACGACGUAUUCAUCCGCCGGCGUCUUCCCGCAGCCCGAGAGUUUAGAUCUAUGCAAGAGGCUGAUCGGAUCUGCCAUCUCGGCCAUGGACAUCGCGACGCUGUACGACCGGGACGCCCUCAGGGCGGAACAACCACGCUCAUUCUACUACCACGCCCCUCCGGCAGUCACUCCCGAGCAGCGCAGCCGCUUUAUCAAUUGGGCCACACUUUUAAGCAUCUUCGAGAACUGCCUCGCCCACGGCUGGGACGACCUCCUCAUGACUGCCUCCCUCAAAAUCGCCGCUCAAGCACCCUCCAUUCCGUCCAUCGCCUUCCCCCGCCUCUGGCUCUCCUUCCUGAAACACCUCCCCCGAGCGCUCUCGGGCUCUCCCUCUCCGCGCCACAAACAGCUCGUCCUUUCCCUUCUCGAGUCGUACCUCACCAACUGGGUCGGCCCGCAGCCACCUCAAUAUUCACAGCCCGACCUGUCCGUCCCCGGGCUGCAUGGCUUACAGUUCGUGCAACGACUGCGACGCCCUUAAAUCCUUUCUCGAAUCGCGGGACAAGCGAGUCGGCCGCUUUGAGAUGGGCAGGAAACGGAGGCAGCAUCUGCACAAUAUCCUGGAUCGAUUGCUGUCCGGGAGGGUCGGUGUCACAGUCACCCACGUCACGGACCGGUUGGCGUAUCCCUAGACGCUGGUGGUGACUAAGGUCAACGCGGAUAGGGGGUUCGGAUGAGGAAGGCGUGGGAGGAGAAGGUGGAGAUGGCGCAGCGGUGGAUUCAGGAACAGAAUAAACGAGGGGAGGUUUGCAAAAGCGCUUGGUGAGGCAGACUAUCAGGCUAUUCUGAAGAUAGAGGUUCUGGGAAGCAAGGGAGGAGGUGUGUUAGCUAAGGGUGCUGCUCCUCCUGCUGGUGUCACUGGGAUAAAGCGCAGGGCUGAGGGUGCUGAGAUAAACGUGUGUGGGGAAGGGCAGCUGGGCCGUAGAAUCUGGUGACACCUGGAGAGCUUCGUGUAAUUGUUAUGUGCUGCAUGUUCUCUUAAUUGUCAUUUUGUGUAUAUUAUUGUUCCUAUCUUGUGC